ACAUAUUUGCCUUGGUAAAGCAGCAUAACAAAGAGAAAACUGAAAAAGCAUUUUUCAUCGAUUCCUUCGCUAUGACCAAGGUGUGGCAGGGAUCCUACAACAUCCUUAGAAAGCUGGACCCAACUGAGUUCAAGAUGAUUCUUGGUGUCAUUGGUGAACAUGGACACUGGACUAUUGCUAGCCUUUAUGAGAAGUAAAGGGUGCAAUGUGUCAAGGUGGAGGUGUAUGACUCUCCCACACUCACUACAAAGAGAUGGAGUGUCAUGUGGUGUAUUUAUGUGCAAGUUCGCACAGAGGUUACUCCAGGAUCAGCCUGUGUGGUUCUCUAAUGAAACCCAGCUCAUUGAUAAGCAUCGGAGAAAAAUGGCAGUCAGACUUCUCCAGGAAUCGGAUUGCCUGCAGUGCCUGCGACAGGUGGAUUCACAUGUUUUGCAGUGGAAACCCACGAACGGAUGUGGACUUUUUUUGUGCGCAGUGUGAAGUUGUAAGAC
This is a messenger RNA of Clarias gariepinus (North African catfish), 491 nucleotides long. RefSeq lists its product as uncharacterized. NCBI's taxonomy places the organism in Eukaryota, Metazoa, Chordata, Actinopteri, Siluriformes, Clariidae. Gene Ontology annotation, molecular function: cysteine-type peptidase activity. Gene Ontology annotation, biological process: proteolysis. The transcript has 5 exons. The coding region runs from base 160 to 480 and encodes 106 amino acids. The record is from RefSeq and is a predicted model, not a curated record.